This is a messenger RNA of Diospyros lotus (date-plum), 23358 nucleotides long. RefSeq names its product heat stress transcription factor A-5. Lineage: Eukaryota; Viridiplantae; Streptophyta; Magnoliopsida; Ericales; Ebenaceae. Gene Ontology annotation, biological process: DNA integration; regulation of transcription by RNA polymerase II. Gene Ontology annotation, cellular component: nucleus. The transcript has 3 exons. The coding region runs from base 554 to 1867 and encodes 437 amino acids. Gene Ontology annotation, molecular function: RNA polymerase II cis-regulatory region sequence-specific DNA binding; DNA-binding transcription factor activity. The record is from RefSeq and is a predicted model, not a curated record.
UGACUCAACGACGGACGAGAUCGUCUCGUGGAGCCCUAACAAGAAAAGCUUCGUGGUGUGGAACCCUCCCGAGUUUGCCCGCCUCCUCCUUCCCACCUACUUCAAGCACAACAACUUCUCCAGCUUCAUCAGGCAGCUCAACACCUACGUGAUCAUUCAGUCAUGGCUUCACAGGUUCAGAGUAGUGGCGAACAAGGAGGAGAUCGUGGUAAUCGGGGCAAACGCCCCAAGUGUAACUACUAUCACAAGUGGGGGCAUACUAAGGAAUAGUGUUAUAAGUUGCAUGGCCGCCCUCCUUGUGUUAAUGUUGCUCAUGCUGAUGGUUCUCGAUCUGAGUCCUUUUAUGAUCAUCCACCACAAUCUGUCCUUCUCACUAGGGCUGACUAUGAUAAGUAUCUUAAGUAUAAGACGUCCCAGCAAACCUCAUCCACAAUUGCUUCUGUUGCCCACACUAGUGAUUUCACUGCCUUUCUAUCUCAGUCAUCUUCUUUGGGACCAUGGGUCCUAGACUCAGGUGCUUCUAACCACAUCUCUGGAUCGCGGUACGAGACAGAUGAUUGGCGUCGGAUGUGAGUUGCAGGGUCUCUAUCAUCUCAACCUUCCUGCAUCGCCUGCUGCUUGCUCGGUGACUGAGUCUCUUGCUCUUCUCCACAAUCGUUUGGGACAUUCUAGUUUGGCUAAGUUUCAGAAGAUGGUCCCCAGUUUAUCUAGUUUGUCGUCUUUUCAUUGUGAGUCUUGUCAACUUGGAAAACAGUCUCGCACUUCUUUUCCAAAGCGUGUCAAUAAUCGGGCUGUGUCCCCGUUUGCUUUAGUUCAUUCCGAUGUCUGGGGUCCUAGUCGUGUCGUGUCUGUUUUGGGUUUUCAAUAUUUUAUAACGUUUAUCGACGAUUAUUCUCGUUGCACAUGGUUAUAUUUAAUGAAAAAUCGUUCUGAGUUAUUCUCAAUUUUUGAAACCUUUUGUGCUGAAAUCAAAACACAAUUUGAUACAUCUGUCCAAGUAUUGCGCAGUGACAAUGCCCCUGAGUAUUUUUCUCUUCCCUUUAUUACCUUUAUAUCUUCUCAAGGGAUCUUGCAUCAAUCGUCUUGUGCAUAUACACCACAGCAGAAUGAGGUUGUUGAGCGUAAAAACAGACAUUUGAUUGAAACUGCUCGCACUCUUCUUCUACAUCAUCAUGUCCCCUUUCGCUUUUGGGCUGAAGCUGUCCUUGCUGCUCGCUCACUAUAUGGGUUGAAGAAGUCUCCUCAAGCCUGGUUUGGUCGUUUCAGUGCUGUCAUUCAAGAGUUUGGUAUGACUCGUAGUGAGUCUGAUCAUUCGGUUUUUUAUAAACACACAUCACAAGGGAGGUGUAUAUACUUGGUUGUCUAUGUGGAUGAUAUUGUUAUUACAGGUGAUGAUCAGGAUGGUAUUAUUCAGUUGAAGAAACAUCUUUUUCAUCAUUUUCAGACUAAGGACUUGGGGUUACUUAAAUACUUUCUUGGCAUAGAAGUUGUUCAGUCCAGUUCUGGUAUUGUUAUCUCUCAACGAAAGUAUGUGUUAGACAUUCUAGAAAAAACUUGGAUGCUUGAUUAUAAACCUAUAGAUUCUCCUAUGAACCUUAAUGUAAAGCUCUUACCAAGACAAGGGGAGGCUGUUGUUGAUCCUGGAAGAUACCGCAGGCUAGUCGGAAAACUUAAUUAUCUCACUAUCACUCGCCCAGAUAUUUCUUUCUCAGUCAGUGAUGUCAGUCAGUUUUUACAGUCUCCUUGCGAUAGCCACUGGGAUGCAGUAGUCCAGAUUCUCAAGUAUAUUAAGGGAGCUCCAGGUAAAGGACUAUUGUAUGAGGACAAAUGUCAUACUCAAGUAGUCGGAUAUUCUAAUGCUGAUUAGGCAGGUUUUCCUUCUGAUUGACGGUCUACAUCAGGAUAUUGUGUUCUGGUUGGAGGAAACCUAGUAUCUUAGAAAAGUAAGAAGCAAGAGGUUGUUGCUAGGUCGAGUGUAGAAGCAAAAAAUUGUGCUAUGGCCUUGGCAACGUGUGAAUUUAUCUGGUUAAAACAAUUGUUUCAGGAGCUCAAGUUUGGAGAGAUAUCACAGAUGAAAUUAAUUUGCGACAAUCAAGUUGCAUUACAUAUUGCUUCCAAUCCAGUCUUUCAUGAGAGGACCAAACAUAUCGAGAUAGAUUGUCACUUCAUCCGAGAGAAGAUUUUAUCUGGCUGUAUUACCACAGAUUUUGUCAAUUCCAAUGACCAGUUAGCAGAGAUAUCUUCACUAAGUCUCUUAGGAGUCCUCGAAUUGAGCAUAUUUGUAGCAAGCUUGAGAGGGAAUGUUGAGCAUAUGAUACAUAUGCUCUAGCUUGAGAGGGAAUGUUGAGUUAUAUGGUUAUAGUCUAGGGGUUAUCCUAUGUUAGAGCCCAUGACCCAGGCUCAUUGUAUUUGUAUAUAUAUAUAGGUGUAUAGUCUAUGAAUUUAAUUAAGUGAAAUAUACAUAUUAAAAGCUAGGUUUUCUUCCUAAGUUUCACAGAUAUAAGUGAAAAUAAGUGGAAAGAUGACCCUGACUUGCUUGGGAGUGAACCAAACAUCAAACUGGAUCAAGUUUGGAAUAAUUUAGCGCUCUUGAUGUUAUAAUUUUGGUGCAACAUGAAGCUACCAACUUGUGUGAUUAAAAGGUCAAAAUGUAAACUUUAAUGAUUAUGUUAACAUCAAUUUAGUUGUAAUGUGUGCCAUUUAAGGUAAGAGUGCUGUUAGAUGAAUCUCUUUAUCUGAUAUUUGAUAUUACUACUAGAUAAUUUAGUAGGUCAUGAUCUUGUAAGGUUAGGUGCUAAAUAAAUUUGGGUUUUAGUUGUUACUUGUUGCUAUUUCUUAUUGGAUUUAGUAAGUAGGUGUUAGAUCCGAGAUCUAACAGGGAAGUUCUCAAUUAUUUAGAAGAUAAUUAGGUGGGAAAAUGAGGGGGAAAAAGGAAGGGAGUUUGAGAAUUGGGGAAGGAAGAAUCGAGGGAGAGGAAGAGAGAACCAGAGGAGGGAAAUGAGAUCACUCAAAUUGUAUUCGAUGAUUUCAAAUCGGCUGCGUCAACUCUUAUAUAUUGAUUCUUGUUGGUCCUUUAGGGUAUGGCCACUCAAGAGGGGGUGAAUUUAGUGAUUAAAAUUUUUCACAAUUUUAAUAAAUAUUCUUAAUUAAUGAUUUUAUUUAAGAAUAUUGUGAGAAUCCCAUAUCACCUCAAUAAAAGAGACUUGAGCUAUAUAUAAGGAGAAUGAUCCCUCCAACUAUUAAGCUGGCUUUUCAAGUUGGAGUUCUACUUCUAACUUCUCACAUGGUAUCAGAGCCAACCCUUGGUAGGGGGACUACCCUCGGUUGUGGUAAUGGACUAGUACCCUGCCUGAUUACCUGGGCAUGUAUCAGUUACUGAAGAAGCUUCGGCGGGGGGGGGGAGUGUGAGAAUCCCACAUCGCCUCAACAAGGGAGACCUGGGCUAUAUAGAAGGACGAGGAUCCCUCCACCUAUUAAGCUGGCUUUUCAGGUUGGAGUUCUACCUCUAACUUCUCACAAAUAUAUAUUUGAUAAAUAUAAUAAAUGAUGCUUGAGAUUAAUAAUAAAUGCAAGCCACAAAAUAUAACAAAAAUAAAUUAAAUAAGAUAAUAGGCAAUUUUAAGUGGUUCGGUGUCUCUACAUACACUUAGUCCACUCUUCAAGAUCUAACCACCCUUGGGAUUUUACUAAAUCAAUUUUACCAAGAUUUUCACACUAGCUCACCUUGAAAAUUAAAUACACACCUAGAUUACAACGGGUUCUAGCCAACCACUACACCAAGACUUCUGCCUUAACUUACCUUGAAAAUUAAAUUCACCUAAAUUUUAACGGUUCUAGAAAACCUAUAUAAUUCACAAUGAUAUUUUAAAUGUUUACAAAUAAUUGUCCACACUUGGACAAAAAUAAAUAAGCAAUUAAGAAUAAAUUAUAGAAGACAAUAAUAUUUAAAUACUACAAUAACAACAUAUCCAGCCUUUAUCCCACUAUGUGGCGUCGACUACAUGAAUUCUAGACUUCCAUGUAUUUCUGUCUUUUGUCAUAUCUCCAUUUAGGCUCAUACACUUCAUAUCAAACUUUAAUGUCUCUCUCAAAGUCUUUUUGGGUCUGCCUCGACCUCUUUUUUUGACAAAUUGUUUCAUUUCAUCAACUCUCAUCACAGGAGCGUCUCUUAGUCUCCUUCUCACAUGACCAAACUAUCUUAGUCUAGUCUCUCUCAUCUUCUCCUCAAUUGACACUACUUUUACUUUAUUACGAAUAACAUCAUUUCUAAUUUUAUCUUUUCUUGUAUGGCCGCACAUCCAUCUUAGCAUUCUCAUCUCCGCUAGGCUCGUCUUUUGUUCAUGCUAGUAUUUAACUGUCCAACAUUCUAAAGCAUAUAACAAGAUUGAUCUUAUAGCUGUCGUAUAGAAUUUUCCUUUCAAUUUAAAUGGGAUUUUACCAUCACAUAACACCCCCGGAUUCAUUUCUCUAUUUUAGCCAACCUACCUUAAUUCUAUGCGUGACAUCCUCAUGAAUUUCUCCAUCUUUUUGAAUAAAUAAAUUGGUGACAUCCUCAUAAGACAAUAAUAUUUAAAUAAAUAAAUAAAUUGGUGACCUCAGAUUUGAUGGAGAAAUUCAGAGUGGAUUUGAAAUUUUUUUUGUCCUCUUGCCUUAUAGCUCUUCGGUUGUUGUGGAAUAACGCUUCGAGAGCCUUGAAUUGCUUGGAUUUUAGUUUGAGAGCGUUUGAGAUCUUUUGGAUGCUUUAGAUAUGCAAUAUGUGCAAAGAAUAAUAAAAAAAAUGAGUUCGGGGAUAUUUAUAAGCGUUUGGGACACUAUUUCAAACGAUUAUUUUUUUUACCGUUAAGCCAAGGGCUGACCUUCAAAGGGAGAAGGGUUGACCUUUGUUGGAAUUUGCAUCGAUCAAAAAUUCGAUCGUUGGGCCGAGGGUCGACCUUUGCUUCAUGGAGGGCCGACCUUUGCUUGCCUUUGCUUGAAAAGUUGACUUUCGAAAGCCCGAGGGUUGACUUUCCUAUAGUGCACUGCAGCGAAGGGCCGACCUUCGAAAAUCAAAGGGUCCGCUUUUGCAUUAUAGCAAUAGUAAAUCACUGUAGCAAUGGUUAAAAAAUUAUUUUAUGCAUUAUAAAAUUACUUAAAAAAUAAUUUUUAUGGAAAAUAAAAAAUAAUUUGGUAUUACAAUUAGUAUAUUUGAGAAAAAUAUUCUUUUUGUUAAUCACAAAAAACACUAUAAUUUGUAUAUUGAAAAUAUCAUUUUUGUUAAUUAUCAAAAUUUAAUUAGUAUAAGCAAGUUGGUGUCAAGCCCUUGAAUUGGGGCUUGCAAUUUGGUAGAAUAGAAAGAAAGAGAACAGAAGAUAGAAGAGAGAAUCAAGAGAGAGAGUAAUUGUUUAUUAACUUCCAAGAUACUCUCAAGUGUGUCAUAGGUCCAUGUUUUAUAAGACCUCUAGCUGUCUCAAUAGACUUCUAACUACCCAACAGUUUAACCGUUUAUAGUAUUCUAUUAGCUCCUUUAUUUCCCUAUUAGAUUAUACAUUUUACAAUAUUACAUACUACACUAGGGUCGUGACAAUUCCCACUCCUUCAAAUCAUUCUUGUCCCCAAGAAUAUUAAAGAAGACUGACAGUUCGAGGGAACUACUUCAGUAGAUCUAGGAGAUACUCCCACGUGGUGUUGCCCGGUGAUAAAUGAGACCACUGCACCCUCACUUGAACUAGAGGUAGUUGUCCUUGGUAUUGUACCCGUUUCUCUAACACCGCUUGGGGUUCAAUUAUCUCUUCUUCCUUUUCUACACUAGAUGGUAGAUCCAGUCCAGUAGACACAACUACUCAUUUUGCUCUUUUUAGCAAAGAUACAUGAAAUACAGGAUGUUGGUUCACUCCCUCUGACAGCUGCAACCUAUAUGCCACUCGACCCACCUUGGCCUCAAUUAGAUACGGUCCAAAAUACUUUGGACUUAGUUUAGAGACUGGUAGGGAUGUAUAGGGUUGUUGUAAAAACCUCCUUACCUUAAGGUAGACUCGAUCUCCUACCUCAAAAGUCCUCUCAUUGCGUCGUUUGUCCACUACCUGUUUCAUUCUAUUACGGGCAGUAACUAAUUCCCUUUUUAGGACUUCUAACAGAUGUUGUCUCUGUUGGAAGUACUGCUCCACAUCAACCAUAGUAGGUUGAGAUCCUGAUAGUGCAGGCAGUAAUGGAGGUUUAUAUCCAAACAUAGCUUCGAAGGGACUUCUUUUGAUGGCAUUGUGAUAAGUGGAAUUAUACCACCAUUGUGCUAAUGGUAGCCACUUAUUCCAACUCUUGGGGUGGUUGAAGCACAUACACCUCAUAUAUGUGUCCAAACACUGGUUCACUCGUUCCGUUUGGCCAUCCGUUUGAGGAUGGUAGGUUGUUUACAUUCAUAAUCCCACUCCUAGCUUCUUGAAUAACUCUUGCCAAAAUGAACUUGUGAAAACCUUAUCUCUAUCCGAGAUAAUGGUUUUAGGGAUACCAUGGAAGCUGGCCACUCUGUCUAGAAAUGUUCUAGCCAUUUCUUGGGCCGUAAAUGGAUGAGAUAAGCUAAGGAAAUGCCCAAACUUAGUGAAUCAAUCGACUAUCACCAUAACCACAUCUUUACCUUCCGAUUUAGGGAGUCCUUCUACAAAGUCCAUAGAAAUGUUGUCCUAUGUUUGUUGUGGCAUUGCCAGAGGUUGUAGUAGACCUGGAUAGGGCACCUAUUCAUGUUUACAUUGCUGGCAUACUGUACAUGCCAUUACAAACUUCAAUACUUCCGUUUUCUGUUUUGGCCAAAAGAAUAGUUGCUUUACCUUUUGAUAAGUGGCAUGAAUUCUUGAAUGACCACCUAUUGGAGAACAAUGUAUGGCUUUAAGAAUCUUCUCGGUAGUGUCAUCUCCCACCACUAAUCGUCCUUUGUAUCUCAUCAACCCAUUCGCCAAGGUAUAAUUAGGGACUGUAGUAGGAUUAACUACCAACUGUGCCAAAAUUUCCUUGAGCCACUUUGUUUUUUCAUAGCUUUUUGUCGACUCGGUCAUCCACUCCGACAUUAUAGCUACAAUAGACUAACAAACUGCAUUCUCAUCUCGUCUUGAAAGGGUAUCGACCACUACAUUUUUCUUACCCCUUCUGUACUAAAUAGUAAAAUCCAGUCCCGUGAGUUUUGAAACUCCCUUUCACUGGAGAUACGUGUGCAACUUCUGUUGAACUAAAAACUGCAAGCUCUCAUGGUCCGUUUUGAUCACAAAUGGACUCCUUUCUAAGUAAUGACGCCACUUAUCAAUAGCUCUUAAUACCACCAAGAGUUCUUUGUCAUAAACACUUAAGCCUAAGUGUUUUUGAGAAAGGGCUUGGCUUAUAAAGGCCAAGGGCUGCCCUUGCUGUACCAACACAGCCCCAAUUCCCGAGUCACACGCAUCAGUCUCCACUGUAAAAGGCUUGGAAAAAUCUGGCAAAGCAAGGACCGGGGCCAUAGACAUGGCCUUCUUGAGGGAAAUGAAAGUUGCUUCGGCCCUUGGAUUCCACUGAAAGCCUCCCUUCUUGAGCAACUCAGUAAGUGGUUUGCUGAUCAUUCCGUAGUGCUGAACAAAUUUUCGGUAAUAACCAGUCAAGCCCAAAAAUCCUCUCAACUCCUUUACUGUUUUAGGUCUAGGCCACUCGCACAUAGCUUUCACUUUCUUAGGAUCUAUCCUCACCCCUUCACCACAGAUAAUAUGGCCCAAAUACUCAACUUCCUUGGCAGCAAAAGUACAUUUGGAAAGCUUAACAAACAAUUGGUGAGAUUUAAGGAUCUCAAAUGUGGUCCGAAAGUGUGAUAGGUGCUGGUUAAAGGUGGAACUAUAAACGAGGAUGUCUUAAAAAAAAAAAAAAAUAGGAUGAACUUCCUCAAAUGAGGUAAAAAAAUCUAGUUCAUCAAUGCUUCAAAGGUGGCAGGGGCGUUGGUUAAGCCAAAUGGCAUAACAAUGAAUUCGUAGACACCUUGAUGAGUUCUAAAAGCUGUUUUAGGUAUGUCGGAUAGUGCCAUUCAAAUUUGGUGGUAACCAGACCUAAGGUCCAGCUUAUAGAAUAUUUUUGCACCAAACAACUCAUCCAAUAAGUCAUCAAUCAAAGGUAUGGGAAACUUGUUCUUUAUUUUAUUAGAAUUGAGUUGUCUAUAGUCUAUGCAAAACCUCCAAGCUUCAUCCUUCUUUUUGACAAGGAAAACUGGAAAAGCAUAGGGGCUUUGACUUGACUGGAUGAUGGCUGAGUCUAUCAUGGUUUUUACUUGUUUCUCAAUUUAUGUUUUUUGGAUAGGGGGAUACCUGUAUGGCCGAAUGUUAGUAGGAGCAGAGUUAGGUUUGAGGUGGAUUGCAUGGUCCAAGGGUCUUUGGGGAGACAAGGAAUUUAGUUCUGCAAAUAAAUCCUUAAACUCUACCAAAAUUGAAUGUAAGCUAUCCGAAUUUUGUAUCUUCUUUGCGAUUUGUACCUCCAGCAAGUUUGUCGGUGGGGCUCCUUCCUUGGGCUAGUUAUCAUCUUUUGAUUCUAUAGCUCUUAUAGAAUAGAGCUAUGCUAUUUGCCCCCAUUUCUUCCUCAUCAUCUUCUGCAACCUUUUCCCAUUAAGUCCUUGAAUUUCUACUGUGACUUCCAAUUUAUUGAAGUCAAAAGUGAGGGGACUCACUGUCCUCAUCCAAUCCACACCAAGAACAAUGUCACACCCUCCCAAUUCCAGAAUUUUGAGAUCUGCCACAAAUUCCUGCCCUUGCAUAAUCCAUGUGAAUCCCACGCAUUUGUAGUGACUGAACAUUCGACUGCCAUUGGCUACAGUGACAAACAAGAGAGUCGUGGUAGUCAAAUACCACUUUAGGUUUGUAGCAGUUGCUUCGCUAAGGAAGCUAUAGGUGCUUCCACUAUCGAUCAGCACCAUUAGCUUUCUUUUUCCCACCUGACCCCUUACUUUGAUUAUCUGUCCCAUUGGGGGCUACCUUUUAACGCAUGAAAGGAAAUCUCCCCUCCUUCCCCCCUCUGCACUUCUUCUUCAUCUUCUUGCAAUGCUUCUCCUUCUACUUCCUCUUUUAUUUCUUCCUCUUCACUCAUGCCCUCUAUCUUCAUCAGUUGUCUUUUACACUAAUGACUCAACCUGUAUUUGUCGCAACAUUUGAAGCACAACCCCAAUUGCCUCCUUUGUUCCAUCAAACUGCCUUUCCCUCCAUUAUUGUUUACUACUGGCUUAGCCGUUGAUUGAUUAGGCCAUGUUAUUAAUGGACUAAAGCUUCCUCCCCCAUACUAUCUGACUAGUAUACUUGGCUUGUAAGGAACUUUAUGUUUCUUGAAAAUGGCCUCCAAGGUUAUUUCUUGAAGCCUCGCCCUUUCUGCCGCUUGACUCACUGUUGUUGGAGUCAUCAUCUUUACCAUGGGUCGUAGCUCCUCCUUCAACCCACUCACGAAAAUUGAUACUACAUACUAAUCGGUAAGUCCAGGUUGAAUCAUACAUACCAAGGGUCUCAAUUCUUCGAAACAGGCAAGGUAUUCCAUUACAGUACCUUCUUGCUUCAAUUUACUAAAUUCUUCAACCACAUUCGUUAUUUCUUCUCUCCAAAAUGUUCGCAAAGGCCAUCCGCGAAAGCUCUCCACCCCCCUUGCAGCCCUCCAUCUUGGACCCACCUUUGGUACCAAGAAUCUGCUACUUCAUUCAACUAGGUUGCCGCUAGAGUUACUUUUUGAUUUUCCCUUGUCUGAUAGAGCUAGAAGAAUUGUUUGCACCGCCUUAGCUACGACCUUGGACUCUUUCCCUCGAACAAUGGUAUUUCCAACGUUGGCAUAGGUGCAUGGUCAUGCGUCAUUGGUUGCCUGGUUUUUCUCGCGUUUUCUCGAAGUAGAUGUUGCUAUGCCUCUUCCAUGGCUACUUUCGUGCCCGAUUGAUCGCCGCGAUGCAGCAAGAUUGGUGCCGAUGUCUAUCUUGGUGGGAAUUCUGGUGAUAACCAAAACUGGGGCAGAGAGGCCAACAUAUUUAACAUAUUGUUGAUCCUUUACCCUUGUUGUUCCACAGUUUCUCAACACUUUUGGACUGAUUCUUGGCAUAUUUCCACCGUUUCUUGUUGCUUUUCCGCAACCGCUUGCAUGAGCUCCCUCCAUUCCAUCAAUUCUUCCCUCGUUUGGCGUAGUACCUCCUGGGUGUUAUUCAUGCCAAAUUCUAUGGUUUCCAAUUUGACCUCCAGUUGUUUCAGGCGCAUUCCUUCGUCCAUUGCUUCGCAAUCCUCAACCAUAUUGGGCCCUGUUUGUUCCUUCCACUACUGUCACUACUACCCAUCGUCGAACUAACCGGCUCUGAUACCACUUUGUUAAGCCCUUGAAUUAGGGCUUGCAAUUUGGUAGAAUAAGACGUAAGAACUGAUAGAAAGAAAGAGAAUAAAAGAUAGAAGAGAGAAUCAAGAGAGAGUAAUUGUUUAUCAACUUCCAAGAUACUCUCGUGUGCCAUAGGUCCAUGUUUUAUAGGACCUCUAGUUGUCUCAACAGACUUCUAACUACCCAACGGUUUAACCGUUUACAACAUUCUAUUAGCUCCUUUAUUUCCCCAUUAGGCCUUACAUUUUAUAAUAUUACAUACUACUCCAAGUCAUGACAAUUGGCUCAAUAUUCUCUCCAUUUUUUAUGAUGACAAAAAAAUGAUUUUUGAGAUAAUUAAUUUGAUAAAAUAUUUUUGAACUACUCCUUAAUUUUAUACUAUAAACUCCCUCUUUCAAAAAUACUAAUAGUAUAAAUAAAAAUGUUUUGGAUAUAACUUAAUAGAUAAAAUAUUUUUCAAGAGUUUUAAGAACCAAACCUGAUUGUCAAAACUGAUUGCCUUAAUUACACCUGAUUGCCUUGAAUGCUUAUCUCUCAGAUCUACAAUUUCCUCACAUACAAGAUCUCUCUCAAUACAUAAAAAUUUCUCAUACAUUCUUCUCCCCCAUACAAAAAUAUACAACUUAGAAAUACAAUCUCACUCUCAUACAUAUAAUUUCUCAUCUCAUAAAAUUUCAUUAUUCUCCUCUUUUUUGUCAUAAUCAAAAAGACAUUGUUAGUGGAGAGAAUAAAGAUGUAAACAAAAUAAUUCGUGAAAGAAAUUGAGCAAGCAUAAUCCAUAUAAUCAAAUAUGAUGGAUGAUGAAUAGAAAAGUACUGAAAAUAUAGAUGUAACGUUAAGUAUUAAAACUAGUACGUCGUACCCAUCAUGGAAAAAAUUACUGCAUGUAAUUAAAUAUGAAAGUAUUUGAAAUUAUGAUGCAAUAAAAUUAUUCGAAAAUAGUAUUUUUUGUAAAAGAAUUUUCGCAUUUAGCUCAUAUUUAUCAUUCAUAUAUAGGAGAACUGUUGAAACUGAUGAGAAGUUGAAAUCACUCACACUUUUUAUUAAAUUCACAAAAGCUUAAAUACAAGAGAUUUGUAACAAAAUCAGCUGUUAAUCCUGAAAACCUGCUACAAAUCCCGUAAUCAGCUAUAGUCUUUCAACAGAAAGCUAAAUUUAAGCAACUAAACUUGACUUGAUAAGCACAUAACAAACUCCUAAAAAAUCUGCAACAGAAGAAAAAAAUAACAACCUCCUAAACUCAUGGGUGACUCAGCAACUAAAGCAUAAUUAUCAACACUCCUCCUUGCUUUGGUGGUUGCACACACCAAGCCUAGUCCUUAGUUUCAAAUCUGUCCCUGGGCAAAGCUUUAGUGAAGAUAUCAGCUAACUGAUCAUUGGUUCUGCAAUAUAGCAGAAUAAUUUCUUCUAGCUUAUGCACUUCUCGAAUGAAAUAAAGUUUAAUAUUGAAAUGUUUUGUCUUUCCAUGAAACACUGGGUUGUUUGAGAUAGAUAUGGCUGCUUGAUUGUCAACAUAAAUCUCUGUCCUCUCCUUUUGUUCCAACUGUAAAUCAACUAGAAGCUUUCUUAACCACAAAGCUUGAUUCACUGCUGAUGUAGCUGCUAUGAACUCAGCUUCAGCGGUAGACUGUGCAACUAUAUCUUGCUUCUUUGAGCACCAUGAGAAAAUCCCUGAGCCAAGUGUGAAACAGUACCCAGAAGUACUUUUCAUGUCAUCCACAGAUCCUCCCCAAUCUGAAUCAGUAUACCCUAGCAGCUUGAGCUCUUGAUUAUGACUGUAUUGAAUUCCAUAAUCUAGAGUUCCCUUGACAUGCCUUAGCACACGCUUUGCAGCCUUGAGAUGAGACUUUUUUGCACAAUGUAGGAACCUGGAUAAAACAUUGACCGCCUGAAUAAUAUCAAGACGUGUUACAGACAAGUACAUUAGGCAGCCUAUCAGACUUCUGUAGCUAUGUUCAUCAGCUUUCUCAGCUCCAUCUUCUUUGCAUAACUUUUCCUUUUGAUUCAUAGGAGUAGCCAUGGGUUUGCAAUCUUCCAACUUAAACUUCCUUAGAAUCUCCUUAGCAUAUUUUUGUUGGCUCACAAAGAUUCCUUGCUGAUCUUGUUUAACCUCCAUUCCAAGGAAGUAGGUCAUCAUUCCAAGGUCUGUCAUCUCAAAAACCUUCCUCAUAUCUUCUUUGAACUCUUCAACAAGCUUGACAUUGCUUCCUGUUACUAAAAGAUCAUCAACAUAUAGGGACACAAUCAAGAUGCCAACAUUCGAACUCUUAGCAUAUAAUGUGGAUUCACUUAGACUUUUAGCAAACCCAAGCUCUUUGAGAUAGUCAUCAAUUCUGUUGUACCAAGCCCUAGGGGCCUGUUUUAAACCAUACAAUGCCCUUUUCAGUAGACAUACUUUAUCCUCCUGCCCCUUCUUUGCAAAGCCUUCUGGUUGUUCAACGAAAAUCUCCUCCUGCGAGUAGCCAUUUAGGAAGGCAGAUUUGACAUCUAAUUGGCAUACCUUCCAUUGUUUCUGAGCUGCCAUGGCCAAAAGCAAUCUAAUGGUGUCUAGCCUUGCAACAGGAGCAAAAGUUUCUGAAAAAUCAACUCCCGGUACUUGUGCAAAGCCUUUAACUACUAACCUGGCCUUAUGUUUAUUGAUGGAGCCAUCUGCAUUCAACUUGGUUCUAAAAACCCACUUCACUCCAAUAACAUUUCUAUUUUGAGGUCUGUCUACCAGCUCCCAUGUUUGAUUUUUCUCUAUCAUUGACAUCUCCUCCUUCAUUGCAGCCUUCCAUUUGGGGUCAUUUUCCGCUUCACUGAAAGUUGCUGGUACUAGUAUUGCAAUACUGCAUCUUUGGUAAAUAUCAAUGAGCAAUCUGGUUCCUCUAACUGUUGGAUCAUCCACAAUUUCAUCCGGAAUUAACUCAGGUAGAAUAGUUUGCUUUGCUUCCUUUUUUUUCCAACACCAUUUCUCAUCCUCAACAAAAUGAACAUCCCUGCUGAUUAGAAUCUUUCCAGUCUCAGGUUGAAAGACUCUAUAUGCCUUUGAUUGUGAGCUAUAGCCAAUGAAAAUACCAGGUUCUGCCUUCUUGUCCAGUUUAUCCCUCUUUGCCUGUGGAAUAUAAGUAAAACAAAGACAACCAAACACCUUAAGAUUCAUAACUUGAGGCUUACUGCCAAACCAAGCCUCAUAUGGUGUUUUUCCUUCUACUACCUUUGUAGGCAGUCUGUUGAGGAGAAAUAUAGCAGUGCUAGCUGCCUCUGCCCAAAAACUUUUAGGAAGAUCCUUCUCAUGAAGGAGGCACCUCACCAUCUCACCAAUAGUUCUGUUUUUCCUUUCACUUACUCCAUUUUGUUGUGGAGAGUAAGGAGCAGUGAAUUGAUGCUCUAUACCAGCCUCUUCUCAAAAUUGAGUAAACUGGUUUGAGAUGUACUCUGUCCCAUUGUCAGAUCGAAUGGCUUUGAUCUUGCAUCCACUUUGAUUCUCAAUCCAAGCCUUGUAUCUCCAAAAAAUACUUGCAACUUCAGACUUAAACCUGAGAAAAUAAAUCCAGCUCAUCCUUGUAAAAUCAUCAAUGAAAGCUAUAUAAUAUCUACUCCCUUUCAGUGAUGGUUCUAUCUUUGGUCCACUCAAAUCAGUGUGAAUGAGCUGCAAUUUUUUUGUUGCCCUCCAAGCCUGUUGUGGAAAUGACAACCUUGUUUGCUUACCAAAUUGGCAAGCUCUACAAUUUGGUAAAUGCUCAACCAAAGGUGGCAAUCCUUGCACCAUUUCUUUUGUCCUCAUCAGCAAUAGUGCUGCUUGAUUGAAAUGUCCCAACCUCUCGUGCCAUAACUCAGUUGUCUGUUCUGAAAUAUUGUAGGCAUCAUGUUCUUCUUUCAUAAGAUCCAAAGAGAAACUUUUGUUCUUCAUCUUUACUCGAAACAGUUCAUUUCCUUCUGCAUCCUUAAUCAAACACAUCCUAUUUUCAAAUAGGACUUUGUAUCCUUUUUCAAGCAGCUGUCCAACACUUAAAAGAUUUUGAUUAAUGUCAGGAACAUAAUAAACAUCAGGUAUAAGCUUGGUACCUGAAUAGGUUUCAAUGGAAACUGUUCAUUUUCCUUUGACUUCAAUACACUCUCCAUUUCCUAUUUUGACUUUAGUGGUAGUUGACUUGCUUAGUUCCUGAAACAGCUCCUCAUCAUUUGUCAUGUGAUUAGUACAACCACUGUCCACCAACCAACUUUCUCCAGAACUGACAGUGGAAAAACAGGUAGCUACAAACAAUUGUUCCUGCUCUUGCUCUUGUUGAUCUGCUACUUGUGCACCUGCCUGCUGCUGUUGAUUUUUGUUCUUGCAGAUCUUAGCAAUAUGACCUAAUUGCUGGCACUUGUGGCACUUCACAUCAGGUCUCCUCCAACACUUAAAAGGAGAAUGACCUUUUUUUCCACAGUGCUGGCAUGGAGGAUAAUUUGAUUUAUCUGCUCCCCCAGGUGUGAUUGAAUUGCAAGGCUAAUCAGCACUUCCUUUCUUCCCCUGCUUCUUCUUGCCCUUGAUUUGCAGUUUGGCCUGUAACGCCCCUUCAAUGGUUCCUUCUUGCCUCAUAAGUCUUCUCUGCUCUUGUGCCUAAAGAGCAUUCAACAAUUCUGUCAAAGAGAUGCUGGACAAAUCCUUUGAGUUCUCCAAAGCAGAAAUUGUUGAUUCAAAACGUUCUGGAAGAGUAACCAGAAUCUUUUGGACUAUUCUAGAGUCAAGAAACUCACCACCAAGUAUCCUUACCUUAUUUACUAUGCAAAGAAGCUUAUCAGAAUAUUCUUUCACAGUUUUUGAGUCUUUCAUUCUUUGCAUCUCAAACUCUCUUAUUAGGUUCAGCAUUUGCAUCCCUUUGAUCUUUUCAUUUCCCUCAUACUCUUUCUUGAGAAAAUCCCAAAUUGCCUUUGCUGACUUGAGAGUCAUAAUCCUGGUAAAGAUAGUUGAUGAAACUGCUGUAAAAAGGCAAGCUUUUCCCUUGGAUUUCUUCUGCUUCUUCUCUUUGUGAUUUCUAAUCUGUGCCAUUGUUGGAUUCUCUGGUAAAGGUGGAACUUCGUAGUCCUCUUCCACUAUUUCCCAAAGAUCAUUGGCUUCCAAGUAGGCUUCCAUCCUCACUGCCCACAUUUGAUAGUUUUCUCCGUCGAACAUAGGAGGUGCCGCAACUGUAAAGGAUGUCUCAGAUUGCAUUUUUUUACACUCACAAGGUCCCUCAAGAUAUGACGGCUCUGAUACCACUGUUGAAACUGAUGAAAAGCUGAAAUCACUCACACUUUUUAUUAAAUUCACAGAAGCUUAAAUACAAGAGAUUUGUAACAAAAUCAGCUGCUAAUCCUGAAAACCUGCUACAAAUCCCGUAAUCAGCUAUAGUCUUUCAACAGAAAGCUAAAUUUAAGCAACUAAACUUGACUUGAUAAGCACAUAACAAACUCCUAAAAAAUCUGCAACAGAAGAAAAAAAUAACAACCUCCUAAACUCAUGGGUGACUCAGCAACUAAAGCAUAAUUAUCAACAAGAACACAUUUAGACAUCUUGGAAUUGUCAAAUAAAGCAUCAAUGGUCAAAAUUGUUCUCUUUUUAAUCUCGAAGUAACGGGUUAUAUUUUUCAAAAUUAGGUGCUAGUUACUUAACAAGUAUGCUCAAUUGGAUUUUACAAAUAAUUAUAUAUAAGCUUCACUCGACUUGACAAAAACAUAUACUUGAUUAAAAAUACAUUGGAAUUUUGAUCCUAAUAAUAUACUAAAAAAUCCUUACUCAAUAGAUUUUAGAAAAGCAUGGAGUUUAAAUUAUUCAUAAAAAAGUCUUAAUAGUCGAUUGAAAACAAUUAGUUAAAACACAUAAUCGACUAUUCUGAAAACCAUACAAGGAAUUACUCGACUGAGUAUUUUGCUUGAUAUGCAAAAAUUCUUUCUUUUAUGUGCCCACUCAAAAAUGAACUCUUCUCAUCCAUUUGAUAUAUCAUAAAAUUAAUGUGAGAGGCAAAAGCUAAAAACAUUCCAAUUGUUUCUAACCUAGUCACGGGAGCAUAUGAUUCUUCAAAAUCAAUUUCUUUCUCUUGGCAAUAAACUUUGGCUACAAACGUUGCUUCAUUUCUUAUUAUGAUCUAAUUUAUUCUUGAAAACCCAUUGUGUUCCAAUUAUAGAUUUAUCUUUUGAUCUUGAAACUAAUUGUCAAACUUCAUUUUUCUUGCAUAGCAUUGAUCCAAAAUUCAUCUUCUAAGGCUUAAUCUAUGCAAGUUGGCUCAGUCAUUAGAUAUGAAGGUCACGUUGUUACAAUAUUAAUGCAAUGAUGCCCUAGUCCUCACACCUUAACCUGGUUCUCCAAUAUUUUGAUCAAUGAUUACAAAUUUAUAAUUUUUGGAAGCUCACCUAAAUCUCAUUAGAUGGAUCUAUUGCUAUCUUAUCUUCAUCUUCAUUAUUUCUCUAUGCCUCAAAAGAUUUAUUAAAUUUAUCAUGAAUUGAUUAUUCCAAAGAGUUUGUCCUUAGGAUUAUUCAUUCUAUAAACCUUACUAGUAUUUGAAUAUCCAAGGAAGAUACCUUGGUCACUUUUAGCAUCAAAUUUUCUUAAGUUAUCUUUAAGUUCAAGUAGAGGUGUCAACGGUUCGGUUCUAUAAGAAUUCAGUAAUCGAACCAUUUUUAAUGGUUUCAAAAAAAUAAGAAUCGUAAUCAAACUAUUAUAUAUAUAAAACCAAACCAUGACCAAUCCGUCACACCGGACUAGUUUCGGUUCGGUUUCGGUUUCGGUUCUAUCCAAUUAACAUUUAACUUCUAAACAUUUUCGUAAAAUAUGAAAUUACAAACAAAUUUGUUAAUUAAAAUAAACUCAUAACUUCAUUAAUGCUUCAAGUCUUAAAGUAAAAGUAGAACAAAAUAAUUCAUAGACUACCUCAUCAAAUGAGAUUACAUCAACCAUUUAGUAUAGCAAUACGCAUAAAGGUCUAGAAAUAAAAAAGUUCAUGAAUCUCGCUAGUUUUCUAGGAAGUGAUACUAUUUAUGCGUAUGUAUAUAUACUCAAAAAAAUAUAAUAUAUAUAAGUAUAAUAUCGGUUCCAAUUCGGUUUGAACCACGAUUUGAAAAAAAAAAAAAAACAGUAACCAAACCAAAUAUAUCGGUUCUUAAUUUUUAGAAUCAGAACUUAAUCAUUGAACUAUAGAACCAAUCCAAAAGGCAUGGUUUGGUCCGGUUUACCAGUUUUUGGAUAUUUUUUGACACCCCUAAGUUCAAGAUAUAGCAUUUAAAUCCAAAGGCUCUAAGAUAGGAUACGUUAGGCUUUUUGUCAUAGUAUAAUUCAAAUGAUGUUUUCUUUAUGCCUUGCCUUAGGUUAAACCUAUUUGGAAUAUAGCAAGUAGUAUUGACCGCUUCGGCCGAAAAAUAAGUAGGCAAGUUAUUCUCCAAAAGUAUGGUCUUGGCCAUCUCUUAAAGAAUCAUAUUUCUCCUUUCAACACCAUUUUGUUGUAGAGUUCUAGAUGUGGAGAAAUGAUGAAGAAUAUUAUUUUCUUCACAAAACUCUAUAAAAUAUCUAUUCUCAAAUUCCCUACCAUGAUCGCUUCUAAUAGCGACAAUACUAUCAUCUUGCUCUCUUUCAACUCUUUUAGCUAGUUUGACAAAAUUUUGAAAUGCUUCAUCCUUUGAGGUUAAAAACAUUACCCAAGUAAUUUUAGAGAAAUCAUCUACUACAACAUAUGCAUAAAAUUUUCCACCCAUGCUUUUAGUUUGAGUGGGUCCAGUGUUAUUAAAGGUGCAAGGCGCACUAAGGUGCACAAGGGUCUUGGAGCCUGAGGCGCAAGGUGAGGCGCGAGCCUGGUGGAACUAGGCGCAAAUUAAUAAAAAAAAAUAAAAAUAUAUAUAGAUAUGUCCUAGUAAAAGAAAAAUGUAUAAAAUAAGUCUUAACUUCUAAUAAUAGUUGCUGGCAGCUGGCUUAAGGGUCAUUGGAGCCAUGCAACUCAUGCUACUAAGAGUUGCUGACCACUAUUCUUUUUAUAGAAUAGUAAUAAACUGUUUGGAGUAAUAAAAUAACUCCUCCAAGAACAAACAAAUAUCCAACAACAAUAAGAAAUCAAUAGUUGCUGGCAGCUAGCUUGUUGCCUUUUUUGUUGAAACUUGUAACUCAAAACUAGAAAAAAAAUAAAGAGAGGAAACAACAAUGAACAUACCUAGAAACCGUUGAAGAAGGGAGAGGAGAGUCGAGAAGGUAGAUGAUGCAGUAGGCUGUAGCUAUGCUGUCCGUUUCAGCUUUGAAGAAGAGAAAGGAGAGUCGAGAAGGGAGAUAAGUUGUGAAGUGAAGCUGUGUUGUCCGUUUGAAGAGAGCAAGAAAAGCCGAGAUGGGUGUUGUCCGUUUGAAGAGGGAGAGGAGAGCCAAGAAGAGUGGUUGUGUAGCCGGUCCUAUCUGUUUGAAUAGGGAGAGGAGAGUCGAGCGAGAAGGGAGGGCUGUGCCGUUGCAGCCGUCCGUUUGAAGAGGGAGAGGAAAGCUGAGAAGGAGGAGGAGUUCUGGUUGUCUUGUUGUUGUGCCGUGACUGCCGUGGAGAGGAUAGUCGAGAAUAGCCAAGAAGGGAGAGGAGAGGACAACUGCAAACUUGACUUUUGAGAUUUCUUCUAUCAUAAGUCUCUUUGAAUUCAGCUUUUCAGAAUAUCUUGCUUUCUUUUAUUUAGGUUUAAUUUGAAUUAAGAUUAUAUUUGAUUAAAUAUAACAAGAAAUACUAAAAUUAAACUACAUUAAACUGAAAUUCAAUUAAAACCAACCAGGCACAGCCUUGGCACACCUAAGCCCAAGGCUGCGCCUGAGGGCCUGGAUGUGCCUAGUCGCGCCUGGGCAGAUGUCGCACGCCUAGUUUGGUUCUAGGCGCCAGGCUUGCGCUUGGUAUCAAGGCGCGCCUAGGCCCGCCUUUAAUAACACUGAGUGGGUCCAAAUAAAUCCAUGUGCAAAAGUUAUAGAGGCUUAUUGGUUGAUAUUUUAUUCUUAAAUUUAAAGGAAGCUCUAAUUUGUUUUCCUUGGCAACAAACAUCACAAGAAAUUUCUUCAUUAAAUUUUAUCUUAGGGAGCCCUAUAACUAAAUCUUUAUUAGCUAUUUUUUUAAUUAAAUCCAAAUUAACAUGACCUAAUCUUCUAUGCCAUAAGAGAAUAUCUUCAUUUUUUACCAUUAGACAUUUUGCGUUAAUUUCCUCAAUAUCAACAAUGUAGACAUUGUAUUGCCUAUUAGCACAAAUAAUAAUAGAGUUGAAGCUAUCAAUAACGAGGCAAUGUCUCUGUCUAAAAACAACUUCAUAACCAUCAUCACAAAAUUGAUUAAUAAUAAGAAGAUGUUUUAAACCAUCUACUAAGAGAACAUUUCUAAUAAUAUUGGAAGUGAGUGGCUAACCGUACCUAUGCCAACCACUUUACCUUUAGUAUUGUCCCCAAACAUGAUAGAUCCUUUAUCUUUGAAAGUGAGAUCUAAGAAUAGAUCUCUCUCACUGGUCAUAUGCCGUGAGCAAUUACUGUCCAUGUACCACUUGUUGUCCAUUAUGGUCCUCACGCAUAUAUGCACAUUUAAAAUAUCAUGUUUUAGGUUUUGGUACCCAUCUAUAGACGAGUCCCUUGAAUCUUUCUUCAUUUGGAUCAAAUGAUUUAAUCAUUCUUAAUGCAUUUGAAUGAGGAGCAACAUUUAAAAUUUGGUGACCUAAAUCAUUCAUCAUUUGUACUACCCCUUUGGGUAUCCAUAAUUGCACUGUAUUAUUCUUCUUAGAUUGGGGUCUCCAUUUAGAUUGUUUCGAUUCUCUCUAAGGUGUUUUAUACCUUGGUUUGGAUUUUGAAUUUUUCUUUGAAAUCAAUGUGGCUAAACUUUUCUCUAUGGCAUUUUUUUCUACUAAUAAUUUAUUAUUUUACGUUUUUAAUAUUUUGUUUUCUUCUUGAAGUUUAAUUAAUUGAUCUUUUAAUUCAUCUUCAUUUUCUUUCUUGAGCACUUGUGAUUUUUCUUCUAAGUUCUUUAUUUUACCCUUUAAUUUUUUAUGAUUUUUCUGGAUGGUUUUUACUUCUUUCUUAAUAGAUUGAGAUUUUAUAUAUAAUUCUUUGUAUGUUUUUUUGUAAUUCUUCUAACUCCAUAUCUCUUCUUCUUCUAUAGCCAUAAAGCACAUAUGUGCUUGUUUAUCUUUGGAUUGGGAUGAAACAUCUGCAUCCCAUGCCGAGAAGGCAUGUUUAUUUGAUUUUUUAAAUCUUUUCUUUUAUACUUCUUCUCUUUCUUAUCCUCCAGGCAAUCAAAUUGCAUGUGUCUACUCUUCUUACAUUUAAAGCAAGUAUGAGACAUUCUCAUAUGCUCAUUUUCUCUCUUUCUCAUUAUUCUAGCAAACGUUUUUGUAAGAAAGGUUGUUUCAUACUCUUCUUUCACUUUACUAGAUUUAGAUUCUUCAUUUGCUUUUAAGACUAGGGUUUUCUUACCUUUAGUAUCUUCAUUAGUCUUAUUUAAUAUUAAUUCAUGAGUUAGAAGUGUUCUUAUUAAUUUUUCCAUUUUUAAUUUUUUCAAAUUCUUAGCUCGGAAAAUUGCAGUCACUAAAGGUUGUUAAUCUAAUGUUAGAGAUCUAAGAAUUUUCUUAAUUUGAUCUUCUUCCAAAAUUAUUUUUUCUAGCAUUUUAAGAUUGUUUAUAAUCUUGUGGAAUCUACCAUUCAUAUCACUAAUAUUUUCAUUUUGAAAUAAUUUAAAUUCUUCAUAUUGGGACAUUAGGAAAUUAAUCUUUGUAUCUUUUACUUGAUCAGUAUCUUCAUAUACUACUACUAAUUUUCUUCAAAUUUCAUGCGAUGCAGAACAAGCAGAUAAUUUUUCAUAUUCACUAAGAAGGAUUAAACAAAAAAUUAUGUAUUUAGCUUUUUGAUUCAUUUGAUACUUUUUAAUGUCUUCUUCAUUUCAAUCAUUUUCUUCGAGUUUAGAUGUAGUGAAACCAUCUCUAACUAUUUUUCACAAAUAAUAAUCUAUUAAAAAUAAAUAUGACUCCAUCCUCAUCUUUCAAUAGACAAAAUUUGUGCCAUCAAAAAAUGGUGGUCUAGAGGGUGAGGGUUUUUCGACUAUGACUUGGUUAGUAAAUGAGGCCAUCUAGAUCUCUUCUAAGUUGAAGUAUAAACUAAGGGUUCAACUAUUUUAGAAGCCCGCUCUAAUAUCAAUUUGUGGUCCCUUAUGGUAUGGCCACUCAAGAGGAAGGUAAAUUGAGUGAUUAAAAUUUUUUGUAAUUUUAAUAAAUAUUCUUGAUUAAUGAUUUUAUUUAAGAAUAUAUAUUUGAUAAAUAUAAUAAAUUAUGUUUGAAAUUAAUAAUAAAUGCAAGCCACAAAAUAUAACAAAAAUAAAUUAAAUGAGACAGUAGGCAAUUUUAAGUGGUUGUCCACAUUUGAACAUAAAUAAAUAAGCAAUUAAGAACAAAUUAUAUAAGGCAAUAAUAUUUAAAUAAAUAAAUAAAUUGAUGAUCUCAUAUUUGAUGAUGAAAUUCGGAGUGGAUUUGAAAAUCUUUUUCUCUUCUUGCCUUGUGACUCUUCGGUUGUUGUGCAAUAACUCUUUAAGAGCCUUGGAUUGUUUAGAUUUUAGCUUGAGAGCGUUUGAGAUCUUUUGGAUGCUUUGGAUAUGCAAUAUGUGUAAAGAAUGAUCAAAAAAAUGAGUUUGGAGGUAUUUAUAAGCAUUUAGGCACUAUUUCAAACAGUCAUUUGUCUAACCGUUAAGCUAAGGGUCGACAUUUUCAAAGGGGAAAGGUUGAGCUUUGUUUGAAUUUGCAACGGUCAAAUAUUCUAUCAUUGGGCCGAGGGUCGACCUUUGCUUGAAAAGUCGACUUUCCUGUAGCAAAUAGUAAAUUAUUGUAGCAAUGGUUAAAAAAUUAUUUAUACAUUAUAAAAUUACUUGAAAAAUAAUUUUUAUGGAAAAUAAAAUUUUUGGUGAUAAAUAUACUAUGAAAAAAAUAUUUUAUGAAUUAAUAAAAAAUAAUUCGAUACUACAAUUAGUAUAUUUGAAAAAAAUACUCUUCUUGUUAAUCACCAAAAAUACUAUAAUUUGUAUAUUAAAAAUAUCUUUUUUGUUAAUUAUCAAAACUUAAUUAAUAUGAACAAAUUAACUCAACAAUCCUCAGUUGGAAAUUUGGCAUCAAAAACAGUUACCAAUUCCGAGUACAACUUGUAAUGCAUACAUGAAAUGCAACUACUUACGGCCAUAACUACCCUCAAUGUAAUAGCCUCGGUCUAGGUACAUGACAGUAGGCCAUGCCUGUUUGUGGCUCUUUCGCAUAGCGGUGUAAAAGCAUACAAUGUUAUAGUUAAUCAAAAAUCCUCUUGAAGAUUCUCAGGUUUAACGUAACUCGUUUGCAGUCAUAUAGAAAAAUUCCCAAGUCUUCUUCCCAAAGAGUUCAAAUUCUCUUUCGAAAGUUUAGUUUUACUCUUAGAUAUAGUAGCAUAUGUAGACCAUGUCUGUUGACACCACACUCCAUGACAUAUAUGCACACUCAGAUGUCCAGUUCCCCAUAGAUCAUUGGAACAGGAGCAAAGUUAUUUGUCAAGACCAGGCUCCCUCUCCCAAAGAAACCCUAAAACCUGCAUCUGUCUAGACUUUUUUAAAAAAAUGAAACAGAUGUUUGGCUCAUGCUUUUUAAUACAGAAAGGCAUAUGGUAUCUAUAUGUAAAUCUAAAAAAGGAAAAAGAGAAAAGGUUUUGUUUGGAGCUUUAAAUCUGUUAUUUUCAAUGAGUUUCAUCUCCCUGAGUUAUGCAAUUGCUAGCACGAUAGUUUCAAUAGACAAUUUUUUAUGGUUGUUGCAUGUAUAAUACACGUACUUGUAAGAAGGAAAUAUUCUUUUUACUGCCUUGUCAUCAUGGCGUCUGAGUCCAGUGUGGUUUUCCUCUCUUUCUGCCAACUUAUCCUUAAUAUGUCAUGUGAUAUCCCCUCAUACUUGUAAAAAAGUAUCCCCAGAACAUCCAAACAGAAGAAAAUAUAUUUGGGAGAAAAUUCAAGUAUUCACCAUAUUGUUGAUUCAAAUUCUUUCAUUAAAUAUCAUAAUGGAUUUGCUUGUACAUAAUUAUAAGCUUGAGUCGUAUUUAUAAUUUAUUUGAGUUCACAGAAUCACAUAAUUAGU